UACAAAUUUGUGUUCGUAAACAAGCAAGCAAUAAAAAUGACAAAUUCAAUUGAAAUUAAUGCGGCACUAAAGGAGCUCACCGCUGAAUUUAUGCGGUCACAUCCAAAUUUAAUUUUUGCCAAAGUGCCUACAGUUCAAAGCAAGUGCUAUAAUUUAUGUAAGGAGUUGAAACGAAAGCUCAAUAUUCUUGGCCCGUCAGUUAAGGAUAUCAAAACGUGGCAGAAAGUAUACAAACAUAGAUUUUCCUUUAACUCGUACGACUGCCGAUACGUUCAUGAAACGCCCGAUUCGAUCCAAGAGUUCGAGCGGAACAGACAGACGGAACAGCUGCCAAACACAAAAUAGAGCAAGUUAGAGCAACUCGGAUCAAAGACAACUAAUGAACCAUUUUCCGGGCAACAGUUUUCAAAUGCGAAUG
This is a messenger RNA of Ceratitis capitata (Mediterranean fruit fly), 418 nucleotides long. RefSeq lists its product as uncharacterized. NCBI's taxonomy places the organism in Eukaryota, Metazoa, Arthropoda, Insecta, Diptera, Tephritidae. The coding region runs from base 37 to 345 and encodes 102 amino acids. The transcript is spliced from 2 exons. The record is from RefSeq and is a predicted model, not a curated record.